UGGGGCCACCGUCCCACUACUCUCGCUUCUUUAAUUGAAGGCCACUGCACGGCUGUAGUAGCACAAGCACAAGUAGACAGUGUAGAGAGGAGAGGAAAGAGAGAGUGAUGGAGUCGCAAAGGUUGAUGAUGGUGCCUGUGGGGUGCAUGGAGAAGCAAAGAAAGAAUAGAAAGAGGGGUGGGAGUGAUCUCCACAGCGUGCUAUGCAUGCAGGGUGGAGACGACGAUGGCAGCUAUGCCAAGAACAGCGAAGCCCCGGCCUCCGCCAUUGCGUUGGCCGAGCCCCUUCUCGUCGAUGCCCUACUCAACGCCAUGACUGCCAUCAAAACCGGGGACAUGAGCAUAGAGAGCUCGGACACUGCAGUAGUGAGAAUAGCAGACCUGGGUUGCGCCACUGGCCUCAACACCCUUGCCACCGUCGACCUCAUUGUCCGUACCCUCCAACAGAGGCGUCGAUUUUGUUCUGGAAUGGAGUUUGAGGCCUUCUUUGCCGACCUCCCCUCCAAUGACUUCAACUCCCUCUUUCGCUUGCUGCCUCCCCUUUCCCUUUCGGACUCUGAGGAUGCUGAUGCUGAUGAAGAUGGACGGAGGUAUUACGCAGCAGGGGUUGCGGGGUCAUUUUACGGCCGCCUCUUCCCCAAGAGGAGCAUCCAUGUCGCGGUCAGCUUGAGCGCCUUGCACUGGCUCUCUCAAAUACCGAAGCGAGUAUUGCAGAAGAGUUCGGGGGCAUGGAACAAAGGAAGGGCGUGGAUCGAUGGGGCGGAGGCGGAUGUGGUGGCAGCAUAUGCUCGGCAGUCGGAGGAGGACCUGUUGGCGUUCUUGAGGUGCAGAAGGGAGGAGAUGGUGGAGGGCGGUCUGCUCUUUCUUCUGAUGGCAGGUAGAGAUGGGUCACAAGGCGCUGAGAAUCAGCUGGGAGACCCUGAGUCAAGGGCCAAGCACCCUUUCACCUCGUCAAUGGAUGAGGCAUGGCGUGAUCUGUUAAAUGAGGGAUUGAUCGACGAAGAGAUGAGAGAUACAUUCAAUAUUCCGGCGUAUAUGAGGAGCAUCGAAGAGGUGAGGAGGGCUUUCGAUGAGUGCGGAGGCUUUGAGGUGAAGAGGGCAGAGUAUGAGAGGAUCAUUGAGCAUUCAAGGGAAAAACAAGAGCAGUGGAUUAGGAGCCCAGUUUCAUAUGGCAAGGCUAAGGCAAACUUAGUGAGGGCCACUCUCAAGCCUAUUAUUGAGGCCCACAUUGGGCCAGCUCUCUCAGAGGAGUUUUUCAAUAGGUUUGAGAAGAGAGUAUCAGAGGACAUUGGGAUGCUUCACAAGACUUGUUUCUAUGGUGUCAUUGUUGUGGUUGCCAUAAAGAAGUGAGAAGUUCCCCUGCUUGAAAGAAAAAUGGAGGAGCAUAACUUGAACAUUCUUGUUGCAUUCUAUAUUUUUUUUUCUUUUUGGUUUCAUUUUCUAUCUGUUAGGGAUGGUGGAGGGGGAGAGAUGGGUGGUCAAUAGCACAUAUCUCUCUCAUGUGAUCCUACCUACCUAUUGUUAACUAAUAACACCCACCUUCAAGAAAAUAAUGAAAAGGGGUCUUGUGUUUUGAGCAUAUGCUAA
Molecule: messenger RNA, 1586 nt
Organism: Amborella trichopoda
Lineage: Eukaryota; Viridiplantae; Streptophyta; Magnoliopsida; Amborellales; Amborellaceae
Gene: GAMT2
Product: gibberellic acid methyltransferase 2
Molecular function (GO): methyltransferase activity
Source: RefSeq, a predicted model, not a curated record